Trichoplax adhaerens is the source of this 843-nucleotide messenger RNA. RefSeq lists its product as uncharacterized. Gene Ontology annotation, biological process: rRNA methylation. The coding region runs from base 1 to 843 and encodes 280 amino acids. NCBI's taxonomy places the organism in Eukaryota, Metazoa, Placozoa, Uniplacotomia, Trichoplacea, Trichoplacidae. Gene Ontology annotation, molecular function: rRNA (adenine-N6,N6-)-dimethyltransferase activity. The record is from RefSeq and is a predicted model, not a curated record. The transcript is spliced from 11 exons. Gene Ontology annotation, cellular component: mitochondrial matrix.
AUGGGACAGCAUAUCCUGAAGAAUCCCUUGAUAGUAAAUAGUAUUGUUGAGAAGGCAGCUAUAAGAUCAACAGAUACAGUAUUAGAAAUUGGUCCAGGUACCGGUAACUUAACUGUCAAACUAUUACAGAAAGCAAAGAAGGUCAUUGCAUGCGAAGUAGAUCCUAGAUUAGCAGCAGAAUUACAGAAAAGAGUACAGGGAAGUCCCGUAUCAACGAAACUACAUAUAAUCGUUGGCGAUGUGCUAAAAACUGAAUUACCAUACUUUGACGUUUGCGUUGCAAAUCUGCCUUAUCAGAUAUCAUCUCCAUUCGUGUUUAAGCUGUUAUUACACCGACCUCUAUUCAGAUGUGCUGUCUUAAUGUUUCAAAGAGAAUUUGCGCUGAGGUUAGUUGCAAAGCCUGGUGAUAAGUUAUACUGCCGUUUAUCCAUCAACACCCAACUUCUAGCUAAAGUUGAUCAUCUGAUAAAAGUUGGGAAAAACAACUUUAGACCACCGCCAAAAGUAGAAUCAAGCGUAGUGAGAAUAGAACCCAUAAAUCCAGUACCACCGAUUAAUUUUAAGGAAUGGGACGGACUAACUAGAAUAGUAUUUGCGCGAAAAAACAGAACGCUUUCUGCUUCCUUCAAAACUCAGGGAGUGCAAACAAUGCUGGAAAAAAAUUUUCGUAUUCAUUGUUCAAUCCACAACCAAGCUAUUGAAGAAGACAUAAACAUUGCUGAAAAAGUAGAUACUAUCCUCAAAUCAGUUAAUGCCAACGCUAGAAGAGCUAGAUCGAUGGACAUGGAUGAUUUUUUAGAAUUGCUUCACGCGUUCAACUCCAACGGUAUCCAUUUUGCCUAG